Messenger RNA from Aspergillus welwitschiae, 1793 nucleotides. RefSeq names its product choline transport protein. Gene Ontology annotation, molecular function: transmembrane transporter activity. Lineage: Eukaryota; Fungi; Ascomycota; Eurotiomycetes; Eurotiales; Aspergillaceae. Gene Ontology annotation, biological process: transmembrane transport. Bases 63 to 1649 code for a protein of 528 amino acids. The transcript is spliced from 9 exons. Gene Ontology annotation, cellular component: membrane. The record is from RefSeq and is a predicted model, not a curated record.
UCACACCUUCUCUUACCUGUCUAGUUUCCUGCGUCUUAGACAGGUCGUGACGAGUUCCCAAAAUGGCCAGGAACAGCGAUGUUGAACAUUCGAUCGAGCUGCGUGCUCCAACGAACCGGGAUUCUGGCACGCCAAGUAAGGCUACUUUCAGCAACGAUGCUUACGAGCUGGCCAGGGUCGGAAAGAAGGAGGUGUUGAAGCGACGAUUUGGUCUGACGAGUACCGUCGGGUUUGCCUGCAGCUUGAUGCUGACUUGGGAAGCGGUUAUAAUGAACAUUGGCUUGGGACUCACCAAUGGUGGUCCCGCCGGUCUGGUGUAUGGCUUUCUUGGAGUAUGGGCAGGCAUCAUUUCCGUGUUCAUUUCGAUGGGGGAACUAGCCAGUAUGAUGCCUUCGGCGGGCGGACAAUAUCAUUGGGUGAGCAUCUUGGCCCCCAGGUCGGCCAGGAAGUUUCUCAGUCAUGUCACUGGCUCGGUCUGCAUCAUUGCGUGGACGGCUGCCCCCACAGCCGCCAUCUACCUGGCCGCCAGUGUUCUGCAGAGCACCAUUGCCAUGAACAUCCCCAGCUAUGACCCCAAAGGAUGGCACAUCACGCUGAUCAUGUGGGCGAUUUUGCUCGUCUGCACAGUUCUGAAUACUUGGCUGGGGAUGAUCUUACCGGUCAUUGAAGUGCUUAUUCUUCUUGUCCAUGUGCUUGGCUUCUUCGCCGUCUUGGUUCCGCUGGUCUAUUUGGGGCCCAAGGCUGAUCCGCGAUCGAUCUUUACUGUAUCCUUCGAUUACGGUGGCUGGGGUGAUCUCACCUUGGCUACUUUUAUCGGAUUAAAGGGCACUGUAGCUGCAUUUGUUGGCACGGAUGGCGCUGUUCAUAUGGCCGAAGAAGUCGCCAACAGCAGCCGGGUCGUUCCCCGCUCCAUGCUGUUGGCCCUCAUGAUCAACGGUGCAACUGGCUUUGCCAUUCUGAUUGCCUUCCUCUUCACCGCUGGAGACCUGCUGAAGAUUGUGGAAUCCAGUGCCUCGUACCCCUUCAUGUACAUGCUGGCGAGCUCGACCGGCAGUAAGGGCGCCGCCGUGGUUCUCUCCAGUAUGAUGGCCAUUCUGCAAGCGUGCGCAGGACUCGCGGGGAUUUCUUCCGGCAGUCGGAUGCUGUGGUCAUUCUCCCGCGAGCAGGCCAUUCCCGGCUGGCGCUGGGUGCGACAGGUGAACCAACGGACUCUUGUGCCCUUCCACAGCACGUUGGUGGUGGUUGUCGCGGCCGGUCUGCUCAGCCUGAUUAACAUCGGGUCGGCAGUGGUGCUGAACAUCAUCUUGUCGCUGGUGCUGGAGGCCUUCUUUGCCUCAUACAUGAUCUCUCUAACUCUCCUGCUCUAUCGUAGAUUGCGCGGCGACCUUACCGAGCCGGGUCAAGGCGGCGGUGUCCUCAACUGGGGGCCCUUCCGGGUCAAAGGGUGGUUGGGCACGGCAAAUAACAUUUUUGCCAUUGCCUACUCGAUCAUCAUGAUGUUCUUCGGCUGCUGGCCACCGGAGAACCACCCUGCCCCGAAGAAUAUUAACUACAGCAUUGUCAUCUUCGCGGGAGUUACCCUCAUCAGUAUCAUCUACUAUGUGGGAUGGGCGCGGAAGCACUACCAGGGUCCGCUAGCCGAGCUUUAGUUGGGAUGCUUUUUACUAACUAAACAGCUCGGGAAAUGGCGCAAUUCCCUACUUGAUCAGGGACUUUUUCCCUACGGUAGUGUCGCCCUAAAAUAGUCUACUUUAUACUACUUUUUUAAUCUAAAAGAAGGAAUUCAUUUAGUC